GCCUCAGCUCCUUACCCUCUCCCCCCCCCGCCACUUCCUCCAGCUAAGUACAUGUACUGCUUGCAUGCACUAGCCAAGACCAAUACCUUGCAAGCGAUACUGAGGAUAGUCAAAUGGAUGGGCAAGUUCAAACCUACCUAGCUAGGGUCUGUCUCCAGCCCAACACAGGUCAAGUUCAAGUCUGACCUGCGAAAGUAUCUGUGCCUAGACCAGAGGCAAUGGGCUUCUAGAGUACCAGGACGAGGUGGUAACAGUUAUGCAAUAUUUUCCGCACCAUUGUACCAACUGUCUCUAUUAACCCCAGAGCCCGAAUGGCCUGCAUAUAGUCAUCUCUUCUGCAACCACUCAACCAUGCUGACCCACCUGCUGGUGCUACUACUCUUGCUGCAACUGAAUAUUUAUACGUUGAGACUCCUGCAGUCCAUCAGCCUAGAAACUACUUGUUGCAGGCCACCGCACAGCUCUCAGAUGUGCCAGCCCUGGAGUAUUACAGUGAUGGCCCUCCCCAGUCUGAUUGAGACUUGCGAUCACCCUGACCAACUCGAUCCAGCCUGUGCCGCAGCAGGUACAACUCUAGGGGCAGCCCAUGACCCACCCUCAGCCACUGUCGUCCUCUCGCCGUCGUCUAGCCAGCCGUCGUUGUUAUGGAGAGCCACGACACUGCUGAAUGCCGUGCUAAUCAACGACCGUGUUUUGGCAGUGGAGAGACAAGACCCUUCAUCUCGUGUCCCUUCGGGGAGAAGCAUUCCGGCCGUCUGGCGUCCAGGUCGUGAUUUAGGGAAACGCCAAUCAAGCCCAAGUUCAGCUCUUAUGAGAAGUAGUACUCUCGCUAAAGAAAGUGUCUUUACUCUUUCUGACACAAUAUGACACCACAAGGAAAACGACGGAAAAAAGGGCUGUGAGCUCGUCCUGAUAUUGGCAUCCCUGCUCACAUAAGUAUGAUCCAAGUAACCUAAAUCCUAAAUCAACUCCAUAAUAACGAGGAGGCUGUCUAAUGGUUCAAGGAAAUUAAGGAGAGUUUAAAGUUUUGCAGUGUCAAAAACUUAAUAUUUUGUAUUAUCGACAAAAGCUUGGUGAACAUUGGCAAGUCUACAUGGCAUUUAUACCACUAAAACCGCUGUUAACUGGCGUCCGUCUGCAGAGCGCAAUUGCUUCCAUACUGUAAUUACUAUGGCAACUACGAUAUGCCGAUUCCAGAUAUGAUCUUGGGUGAAGUCUGUACCCAUGUGUAAGACACGUGAGUUGGGAGCACCACUUCGCCAGAUGUAAGCGAGUGGCCACCGCAAGCCACCAGAAUAUGAGUGACACGAGAGAUUAGGAGCACCGCGUCACCAGAUGUGAGCGAGACGAGAGAUGGA
Penaeus monodon (black tiger shrimp) is the source of this 1358-nucleotide messenger RNA. RefSeq lists its product as uncharacterized. The record is from RefSeq and is a predicted model, not a curated record. The transcript has 2 exons. NCBI's taxonomy places the organism in Eukaryota, Metazoa, Arthropoda, Malacostraca, Decapoda, Penaeidae. The coding region runs from base 352 to 867 and encodes 171 amino acids.